This is a messenger RNA of Clonostachys solani, 297 nucleotides long. NCBI's taxonomy places the organism in Eukaryota, Fungi, Ascomycota, Sordariomycetes, Hypocreales, Bionectriaceae. The record is from the annotation of a GenBank genome assembly.
CUGCUGUCUAGACUGGUACUCGCCGGGCUGGGGCGGGCUGUGGGAGCUGGUGUCAUCUUCAUCGCCCUCCUCACCGUCCUUAUCAUUCUGACCGUCCUCAUCAUUCUCAUCAUUCUCAUCAUUCUCAUCAUUCUCAUCAUUCUCAUCAUUCUCAUCAUUCUCAUCAUUCUCAUCAUUCUCAUCAUUCUCAUCAUUCUCGUUGUUCUCGUUGUUCUCAUCAGUUUCACCUUUCUCAUUAUCCUCACCGUCAUCGAAAGCUACCUCAUGAACUGUCUCGCGUUGCAAACCUUCACCUAA